Etheostoma cragini (Arkansas darter) is the source of this 789-nucleotide messenger RNA. RefSeq names its product caveolin 2 (gene cav2). Lineage: Eukaryota; Metazoa; Chordata; Actinopteri; Perciformes; Percidae. The transcript has 3 exons. The record is from RefSeq and is a predicted model, not a curated record. Gene Ontology annotation, cellular component: Golgi apparatus; caveola; perinuclear region of cytoplasm. Gene Ontology annotation, molecular function: molecular adaptor activity; protein kinase binding. The coding region runs from base 104 to 592 and encodes 162 amino acids. Gene Ontology annotation, biological process: positive regulation of MAPK cascade; insulin receptor signaling pathway; caveola assembly.
CUGCUUUCCAUACGGGGCGGGGUGGCGCUCAGUCCGGCGCACAGUGCAGAGUGCACCGUCACCAGCGGCUCUCCCUGCACCGUCGCUCCUCUGACUCGACAACAUGGGUCUAGAAAAGGAAAAAUCCGACUGCAGUAUAAUUAUGGACGAAGAUGAGUUCAACAGAUCGAUAGAACCCAUUCUGUCGAAGAAGGGGAAAGUGUACACAACGACGCCGGACCGAGAUCCAAACGAUAUCAACGCGCAUUUGAAGGUUGAUUUUGGAGAUGUCAUCGCGGAGCCCAUCUCUACACACAGCUUCGACAAAUUGUGGAUAGGAAGCCACGCUGCGUUUGAGCUGGUCAAAUUCCUCUUUUACCGCCUGCUGACCACGCUGCUGGCCGUGCCCAUGGCUUUCAUCCUCGGACUGGUCUUCGGGGUGCUCAGCUGCAUCCACAUCUGGUUGGUGAUGCCGGUGAUCCAGAGCCUCAUGAUGCUCCUACCAUCAGUCCAAGUGGUGUGGAGGAGUCUGACAGACAUGUUCAUAACACCGCUCUUCCACAGUAUGGGAAAGAGCCUGUCCUCCAUUCAAGUGAAAUCCACAGAGUACUGAUGCUGCAGACACCUCUCUGUCCCCUGCAGAGACAGAAAUGUAGGACCGAUUGCAGUCAAAGAGAGUGAAUGAUGUUUGUAGUGUAAUACAUGAGCUCUUUAUAAAGUCAAAUGUGAAAUCCUGAAGAGUCCUGCAUAAAGUACAAAUUAUACUAAUUGUACUUUAAAGUAUAAAUUACCAAAACAAUGAAUGAAAUC